Molecule: messenger RNA, 1167 nt
Organism: Grosmannia clavigera kw1407
Lineage: Eukaryota; Fungi; Ascomycota; Sordariomycetes; Ophiostomatales; Ophiostomataceae
Exons: 3
Coding region: 1-1167 (388 amino acids)
Source: RefSeq, a predicted model, not a curated record
AUGCACUCAAUUGCUUCUUUUGAUUGUGCAGAAAUCAGCGGCGACGAUAACCAGCGCAGAUCUAAACCUUCUGGCAGAUUCUGGACUAGCAAUGCAAGCUGCGGAUGGAGUUUCGAGUUCUUCUGUAUGGCGGCGAGCUUCCUGUGCACCGGUGCUAUCAGCGUCAUUCUCUUUCAGAUGAACCACCGGAGCGCUCAGAGCUGGACCUUUCACUUCACCAUCAACUCGGUAAUCGCCGCCCUAUCCACGCUUCUGAAGAUUACAGUAACCGCCGUGCUGGCGUCUUGCCUGAGCCAGAUGAAGUGGCUUCACUUUAAAACAUCUGCCCGACAGCUACGUGACCUUGAUCUUUAUGAUGCCGCCAGCCGGGGCAGUACUUGGGGCGCGGCUGUCGUGCUGUGGUACUCCCUGUGUAAAUGGUCGAGCUUUACGGCUGCAGCGGCCGCAUUUACGACUAUUCUUGUUCUACCUAAGAGCAUUGCCGUCCAGCAGUUGGUCGGUACAGACCUGCGCAGUGUCACUGUCGAAGGCCAGAACGCCUCGUUCCCCGUAUGUCUUGAUUAUAACGGCGGGACGAUUUCCGAUGCGGCUCAUGGCAGUGAUUUCUAUCCGCAAGCUUCAACGGCCGAUGUCAAGAUGCAGGGGGCAAUCUACAAUGGCAUUUUCAAUAUUAGCACAACACCCAUCUACACAUGUCCAUCGACGUGUGUCUGGGACACUGAUAUAUACCAUACUCUGGGAUUCCACGCCAAUUGUACGGAUGUUACAAAGUCGAUGGUGGUGAGCCCCUACCCAUCUAGUGCCUGGAUCACAGCGUAUUCUGUCAUGACCCCCAACAAUAUAUCAAUGUCAGCAAACUUUUCCACAACCGCCAACCAGGCUGUUAUUAACGUCAAAGCUAUCGAUCUGACUGGCGAAUUUUCCAGCACUAUGCCGGCUGAGUUCAUCCGCAUCGGAAUUCUCAAAUCGCCCGUUACAAACGAGGCCAAUAACGUCAUUGACCAACAUUUUCUGGAAGGAGUGGCGCUCUGGAAAGACUCCACUGUGGCAGUCCUUUACCACGGUGUUGUUUCCAACACCGGCUCUCCAGACAUUAUUCGCACGGACAUCGAGAGUACAGAGAACCUGAACACUCUGGCUAAGCAAUCGAAGGCCAGACUGGAUUGA